Molecule: messenger RNA, 264 nt
Organism: Trichomonas vaginalis G3
Lineage: Eukaryota; Parabasalia; Trichomonadida; Trichomonadidae
Exons: 1
Coding region: 1-264 (87 amino acids)
Source: RefSeq, a predicted model, not a curated record
AUGCUUUUCGAGAAAGAUCUUGAUAUAAUUGUUAUGAAUGAAAACUCUAUUAAAACAGUAGAAAAAGUUAAAGAAGAUACUAAGAACUUUGAAAAUUCAGACGCACCAGAAGCAACACCUAAACCAAAUGAUUCAGGAUUUCCGACAUGGGCAAUUGCUGUAAUUGUGGUUGCUGUUGUCAUUGUAAUCGUAGUAAUUGUUGUUGUCGUUAUUUUCAUUAAGAAAUCUAAGAAAGGUUCAUCUUCAGGUGCAGCUGCAGCUUAA